This is a messenger RNA of Mercenaria mercenaria, 1158 nucleotides long. RefSeq lists its product as uncharacterized. The transcript is spliced from 4 exons. The record is from RefSeq and is a predicted model, not a curated record. NCBI's taxonomy places the organism in Eukaryota, Metazoa, Mollusca, Bivalvia, Venerida, Veneridae. Bases 241 to 669 code for a protein of 142 amino acids.
GAAAGAAGUGGAGACAACUUUUCAUGCAACGACGUACACUACACGUUCGAUUUCUCACAAUAUGUCAAAUUACCCCACCACACCAGAGAAAAAGGCCCGACAUACUUUAUUCAACCCAGAAAAAUCCUGAUCUUUGGAUACAGAGUGGAUGGAGACAAACAGUACAACUUCCUUAUUGAUGAGAAUGAGACAAUAGGACGUGAUGGCCAACUGGUACAUGGACCUGACGCUGUAAUAUCUAUGUUAGACCAUGCAUUUGCCAACUAUAGUCUGGGUGAAAAUGAGUGUAGCUUGCAUGCAGACAACUGCUUUGGUCAAAACAAGAACCGUUACGUCCUCGGUUACCUGUCUUGGAGAAUUAUGACGCAGCGUCACCAGAAAAUCACGUACAUGAUGCAACUUCCUGGACACACACGGUGUUUGAUCGAUGCAGGAUUUGGGAACAUUAAGACACUGUACCGUAGGAAGGAUUGUGACACAUUACAACAUAUAGCUGAAGUCGUUAGCAACAGUUCCCAUAGUAACCAGCCUGUUACCUAUGGCGGAGGUAGUGGAUGGGUUUGGAGGGCAUGGAAAACUUUCAUUGGUGAUAGAUUUAAGAAGUGCCAAAUGUCGCAAAAUAUCACUUCUUCCGUUUUAGUUCUGAGGAGCCAGGGGUUGUGUACAUGAGGCAGUCAGCUGUUGAUGAAAACGAGGUGCGCUUCGUUAUUUGCAAAACGCACCUGUUGGAGAUGGCCAGAGAUGACGUCCCGUCUCAGAUAGUUCCUCCCGGUCUUUCUGCUGAACGUGUGCGUUACCUGUACCGGCACGUGCGUCCUCUAGUCAGACGACCAUUUCAGGAUGUUUUAUGCCCUGCUCCAGAAGAGUCGUAAAGUGUUCGGACUGUUUUAGUUUAGUUUUAUAAAUGACAGUUAUAAAUGACAAUUAAGUAAACAUGUGUUAUUUUAUGUCGCUAUGAAUGAUGCAUUUAGAUCAUCAAAUUAAAUAAAGACAAAAGGUUUACAUAGUUUUAGUUUGACAAAAUGGUGUUGAAUGGACUUAAUUGAACAAAGAUAAACAUAACGUCGUAAGAACGUAAUCUAGACGUUUAACGUUUUAAACGACGUCAUGUACUUCCACGUAACGUCACUAGGCAUUCUUACUGCCAAAAUUGUAUUA